Molecule: messenger RNA, 1107 nt
Organism: Eremomyces bilateralis CBS 781.70
Lineage: Eukaryota; Fungi; Ascomycota; Dothideomycetes; Eremomycetales; Eremomycetaceae
Exons: 2
Coding region: 230-787 (185 amino acids)
Source: RefSeq, a predicted model, not a curated record
CACAGGUCUCCUUCAUUUGAAUCAUUUUACACCAUUGGUCUAAUUAUAGUCACGUGACCAAAAGAAUCCUGCGAUAAUAUUGGCUGUAUUGGAUAUCGUACACUGAUACAGGAGGCGCGAAUCAGUCAGCGGUUCGCCCAUAAAGAGCCUUGAGGAACGACGCUCGAGUUGGCGAUUGUGAAUUCCAAAACGGCACUCGAAUCAUUCACAGAAGCAUCACGAAAGAAUAAUGGCGACCUACCCAGUUCGGUUCGAGUUCCACUGCGACAACGAAACCCUCGAAUUCAUUCACAAUAUUCCGCGACAUCUCAUCACGGCUGACGCGCAAGCCUCACGAGAAGAUGCAGGGUAUAUAGAUCAGUUUGCCCGUUCACUACGGCCCAUCAUAAAAGAGCACGAACCGGCCUGUCGUGCUGCUUCUAAUCCGUUGUGCAUAAUUUGCGGCUCGCUCAUGGUGACUGUCUUGCAGACGCCCAUGUCGUGGCUUCACAAGGUGGAGGAUCCUUUUGUGGUGGUAUUGAUUAGUGGCAUAUGUGGGAAAGGCGAAUGCGAAAUCAAGAUGCGACAGGAAGUGCAGGAGACGAUGGGUGAACUUGUAACAAUGGGUCAGAGCCAUAGACCGUCGGAAAGUGGUGGGGGUAAGGAAGUGCUGCCUUGCCGAAUCUGUGGGAAGACGGAGGGGACCAUGAGGUGUGGGCGGUGUAAAGUUGUGGCAUACUGUGGGAAAGAGCAUCAGAAGAGGGACUGGAAUACGCAUAAGAGAGCCUGUGUGUCCAAGGAGGGCUAAGGCGGGUAGGAAUGGAGGCGAGGGUGUGCAGACGCUUUUGGCGGAAUCCCCAUCGUCGUCUUCUACGGGAAUUUCUACUAGUUCCGUCUAGUGCAGGAGCGGUCGAUCCUGCUCUCUAGUUAGGCCAUUGUGUAGAUCGAAGACAAAUCGUUCCGAGCAGAGCAGAGGUACCAGCAUGAUAAAGCAUACGCUCUGUGGACAGAGUUCACCACGGUGGUUUGCUCGACGAACAAGUCCGUGCUGCAGAAGAUGCACGACUACAGCGACUCCUGACGCGGAUCAGACAAGGCAUGCAAGAGGGCUCCGACGUUGAUUUAUUG